AUGCCCGAAUCAAAGCCCAUAUAUGACCAUCGCAAGACCCUAAAAGAGGGCAAUCCUGAAGAUAAGAUCAGAGCAUGGCUUCAACUCACGAUCAACGAGAGCGGUCAUUCUAAACAAGGAGAUUGGAUGAACACUCUCGUUCCUCACCUUGAACUCGUCUCCAGCAACGCUGAGGGCCCUCACCCAUCUUGUGUAUUCUCCUAUACAGUUCAGCCCGACAAUUGCAACCGGUUACAAAACCUUCAUGGUGGCUGCGCGGCUACGCUCUUUGACUGGUGCACAACGUUACCUAUCGCUUUGGUGAACAAGCCUGGCUUCUGGCAGCAUUUAGGUGUAAGCCGAACACUUAAUGUUACCUACAUGCGACCUGUUCCCGUUGGGACUGAGGUGCUCAUUGAGUGCUCUAUCACUCAGAUUGGUCGGAAACUGGCGACUCUGCAUGGAUCAAUGAGGAGAAAAAGCGACAACUUACUGCUAGCGACAGCUGAGCAUGGCAAGGUCAACAUUGAUGCCGAUAUAGCCAAGAUGAAAAUGGCAACAAUAGUUCAAGAUCAAAUAAUGGAUCAAACACCUACUGCUCAACCAAUUUUGCAACUUCCGACCGAAAUAUUGCAUCAUAUAUUGCAAUGGGUUGAACCAGCCGACUUGAUGAGACUACCUCGUGUCUGUUCAGCUUUCAAGAACAUAACCAACUCCAAGAAGCUCUAUCGCGAUGUUUACCUGAACCAACUGGAUGAACCAAGUGACUCCAAGUUGGACUACGAGAAAGAGAUCCGAGAUUUGGUCAACCUAGCGAGAAUAUGUACCAGCCAAGAGGCGUACAAGCAGAAAUCGGAACUUGAUUUUGUUUACGAUACUGUUACUCGCCUUCUCAAAAAUGCUUCUCCUUCUCCAGAUGACACAACCACAUUCUCCACGACACAGGCUCCUUCACGCAACGCAGCUCUCCUUCAACGUAUGUUCAGCAAAGAUGAGACAGUAGAGGCUUUUCUCCAGGGCUCAUCUCUUUUCAACCGUCUACGGGAUGAAGUCCGUCAAGUCAACAGAGAAAACGCCUCUGCACCAACGUCAACUGACCACACUCACCGUGCUCUCCAGCGAAAGAGCGCCCACCUUCACUGCCUGUACUCAAAACCGAUACUCAAUGUCGGCCGUCUUCGGUCUACCAGGACGUAUCCUUAUGCAUGCUCCAAGGUGUAUGAUUUACGCGAAUACACUGAUUGGUCUGGCUGGGGUCCCUUCAUGAAUGACGGGUCGUUCAAUGUUGACUGGGAAAAAGUCGAGGCCAUCCUCAUCGUCCUAGGCCACAACAUUGGCUCGAGAAGCCGGGUGGCACGCAUAUUCGGCGAGAUUUGGGACAGUCCGUUUUCGGGAUCAUUCCCAAACAGUUUUAUGGCUCCUCCACCUCGCGACAUAACCUCACUUGAGGCCCGGGACCCUUAUAGCGUCACAGGCACAUGCGACUUCUUCGCCUUCAACUUCGGAGGCCGUGAUCUCAUCGCACCUGAUGCACCGCGACACACACUCGAUGUGGGUGAAGCGACCCGUCUCAUCAUGAUGCGUAUCAACGUCACGUCAAUAGAGGAACCAGGACCCGAAGACGGACAGGACCUACCCGUGGUCCACUUUCGAGGUGUAUCUCGUUCUUUAGACGAUUCUUUUGACAACAAUGCAAACUCUGAUAUCCGAGGUACCGCUCGCUUGACUAAAGAAGGCGAAGUGAGAUGGACGACUUUUUCGGUGUUCCAUGGCAUUGAGCGUUGGCGCAGUGAGGGUAUCCAAAUAGGAGGCGUGCGCUCCGCUCGUGGUGUUGUGGGAAACUGGUUCGACCGUGAUUACGACGUUCACGGGCCCGCCGGACCUACAGCGUUUUGGAAGGGUGCCACGCCAGAACAAGUCGAAACCAUGGAGGACGAUUUGCUACCCAAUGACUUCUUCCUACCUUAUGGUACACUCAUCGACAUAGACUCCGAAACCGACCCAGAAGGGGAAAUGCCAUAUAGCGGCGAGGAUGAUGAUGAGGAAGACGAAGAUGAUGAGAUGGCAGGCAUAGCAGUAGAAGAGGAGCUCUCGGGUCUAAUUCAGGAUGCAAGUCUACCCCUGCAGAAUAGCAUUAACAGUGAGGGGUUGAAUUAG
Messenger RNA from Fusarium venenatum, 2136 nucleotides. NCBI's taxonomy places the organism in Eukaryota, Fungi, Ascomycota, Sordariomycetes, Hypocreales, Nectriaceae. The record is from RefSeq and is a predicted model, not a curated record.